AUGUUGGAAUUAGUUUCUCUUAAUAGCGUUUGUUAUGUGCCCCUUCUUCUAAAGAAACUAAGAGAAACUUCUGUGAACCGUUACAGGUAUACGGGAAGAUUCAUGAAUGUUCAUUUAUCAAAAAAGUCAUUGGGAGAUAACAAGCCAUCUGACAAGUAUCCUGAGGCUUUCAGAGAAGCUGUCCGUAGCACAUCAAUCCAGCAGUUCCCAACUGAAGGCGGUCAGCAGCUUUUAGAUCAUUAUGCGGCUCACGCUGGAUGUGGCCUAUCAAAACUCCACCCAGCCGUAGCGUUGAAUUCUCUUCGUGCAGACUCCGAGUUCAACAUCAGCCUCCCCGCUGCCGGUGAAACGAGAUUAAAAGCGCUGCGAAAGGCGGAGUCGAAACGACAGCAAGAUAAAUGUAUGGAUGAACUGAAAACUGUUCUGGAAAGAGUGCGACUAGCUAUGGACGAGUUUAACACAGCGCAGGCCGAGUUAGAAGUUCCGGAAAGCCCUGAUCUGGAAUACGAAGCAGAAGAAGAAGAGAAAAGGCAGCGAAAGAAGAAACGAAAGAGAAAAAGGAGGAGAGAGCAGAGAAAAAUCAGACAUAAAAAAGCUAGUUCAAAAGAAACCCUUAAAGGGCGGGAGAAAAAUGCUGAAGAGAAGUCGGCCAAAUCAGAAAAAGAAUCAGGGAGCUCUAGUGACGAGGGAGAUGAAGACAGCGGUGAAGAGCAGGAGAAAAAUGCUGAAGAGAAUUCGGCCGAAUCAGACGAAGAAUCAGGAAGCUCGAGUGACGUGGGAGACGAAGACAGCGGUGAAGAUGAAGACAACGAUGAAGACCAAGGUGCCGAGGAGGAAGAUAGACAGGGGGAGAACUGGACCAUGACGGGACAGAUCAAGCGUAAAGUAUCUCAAAGGAUGUUAGUAAAGGUGGGCAUUGUUAUUCGUUAUUAUAGCAAUCAGUCAGUUAAAAUACAUUCUAAGGAAGACUCGUCUCUUCACGGUCUAAUUUGUGGACCAGGCUCAACACAGGGACCCAAACAAUCAAAGCGCCGCCGAGUUCAAAAGCUUAUUACGUCUUAUAUGGACCUUUGUAUCGAAAGAGAAGAUAUUAUACGGCAAAUGCAGUCGUGGAUCGAAUCAACAGUUGACGAGGAGCUUCUCAAACCAGCUCGGAUCUUCUUGUUCAGCCCUGAUCUUCUAUUGGAUGAUCUGCCUCUUGGUCUUACUUCAGAUAUGCAAGCACACGGUAACACGUUAGUGCGACUGAAGGGUAUAGCUGACUCAUUGGGGAUUGGGACGGGUUCGAUUGAAGACGAAUCGGACGAAAGCACACCACAGGUCAAAGGUCAAAAAGGGCUUCGCAUCGUGAAACGAUUUUCUAAUGUGGACGAACUCGACAUUGGAGAUAACUGGAUCCAGGUCCAAGGGGAUGUAGAUAAGAUUCUUGAGCACGCAAUAAAAACUGUUCCUGUGCGAACGGUUCGCCUGAAUUUAGAAGUCGCCAGAAAGUACUUUUCAUUGAUGACAAAAUUGAUGACUAAGAGAAAUGAAACCAUUCGUCAGUUGGACGAGAAAAUUGUCGAUCUUGAGUGCAAUGUAGUAAAAUCCAAGAAACAAAAUGAAGAAUUAAGGAAGAACAAUAAAAAAGCCAAAGUGAAAGCUGAAAAACUUCAAUACCAGAAUCAAGACCUGCAAAACAACGUGAAAGAACUGCAAAACAUGAUCAAUAACCUCAACGAAAAGUUGGAUGCCUACAAGAAAAAAGAGUCACACGGUUUAUUUAAAAGCAGCAGUGAGUCCAUGGCAAGUUCGAAGGAAAGCAUAGAGAGGGUUUCGGUCGUCAGUCUUGUGGAUGAACCAUCACAGCAGCUCGCUCCAACAGGAGAAAAAGUUUCCAUACAGACCCCUAAACCAUCUAAAUCGAAAGUUGUUAUUGAGAGCGAUUCCAGAGCUCCAGUUGCUGCGCCAACCAGCGAAGAAAGUAAGAAAGAAAUAUCUCAGCUGAGAGAGAGAUUGGAAAGAAUACAGGACGAGUUAAAAGUCGAAAAAGAAAAAUCUACAGCUUUCGAAAACGAAUUCGUAACACUACAAUCAGAAAAAGUGAAAGUCGAGCAAGAACGAAGUGAACUGGAGAUAAAGCUGGAAAACAUUCAACGGGAACAUGAACGGGCAGUGGAAGAGUCGGUUGAAAAAUUGGAAGACUUGGAAAGGGAGAACAAAAGGAUGACUGGCGAGAUAGAAUGCAACGAAGAGAUGAUCAAAUAUCAGGAGGAAAGACUCGGUCAGUUUAUGGAAGAAAUCCAAAGCCUUGAGGAACGAAUGAUGUCCUUUCCCCCCACUCCUGCGACAAUGAGUGUCGCGAGCAUGGCGGGGACAACGCGGCGUGAACGCAGGAAAACCUCAUUGCAACUGGGUCUAGAGCCACAGACAGCACGGCAAAUGGUUGCUAAAGUAAAACAACAGUAUGAGGCUGAACUACAGAGUCUAAAAGAUCACCAGGCUAAAGAAAAUCAACGACAUCAAGCUGAAUUACGACGUUUGGAGCAAGAACACAAGAAAGACCUGCAAAAUAUCCACAAGGAAUCCUUGCAGUUACUACGGGCUCUCAACAGAUUUAAAGACGGUGUCGCAUCGCUACUGGAUAGGGAGAAUAUGGGUGAAGAGGCGCAUAAUAUUCGUGGUCAUGCGCCACUUCCGCUGGACGAGAAUUUUGGGGACACACGACAGAUGUUAGCGCGCAUGGCUAUCUUGGCCAAUGAGAUGCUGAUUUCAGUGGAAUUACAAAUUUCCAGGGGACUCAUGAGCAAGCGAUUGGAAUCAAAGGAUCCACAUAUGGGUCGAAUGGAUCAGUCAACUGAGAGGAAAAUGCCGAGGGAUCAUGGCUCGAUUGCGCGAAGAGGAACACUAGGACAGCUACGUAUUGAUGGAAAACAACUAGAACUUCAUGUGUGGAAACUCUUAGAGGAGGGGAACCGACAAGAAGUUAUGGAAGUCGUCAAAGAAUUACAAACCAAGGUUUCAGAGGUAGAGCAAACAGUUGAAAAAGUUAAAAAAGUGGACGAGGAGAAGAUACAGAAGAAAGAAUCACAGCUGCAGAGAGUUUUGAGAAGGGAAUCAGAAACAAGAAAAAGCGUAGACGAACAAAAGAGUAUUAUAAAGAACUUAGCUGCCAUUUGGAAAAGCCGCAGAAUAGGACAGAAGUAUAUUCGCCGUGAGGAUCAGCAAAGAAACCUGGAACUGCUUCAGCAAGCGAUGAAAGAAGAUCAACUUUCAAAAGAGUUAUACGAGUCUACAACAAAACUGAUCAAGCAAGCUAUGGAUUAUCCUCGCAAACGCUUCAUUGAACUUGUUGAGAGGUACGUGUAUCACCGACGCGUCAAAGAAAUACAAGAAAACGUGCAAAAAAUGAGGGAGGAAUCCAACAUCGAUGAAAGAGUACUAUUGGCUAUGAAGGAUGCGGAAGAGAGAAUGAUCAGACAAAAGGAAACAUGGCGGAAGAAAAAGGAAGAGUUCAUCAAAGCUCGCGCAGACGUUUUAGAAAAGCUGCAUAAAGUUCUUACUCAAGUUCAUGAGGAAACUGGAAUACUUCUUAUUAAGCCGAAGGACUUGAUUCCACGGCUGGAAGAUAUUAGAGAGGACGUGAAAGAAAUCAAGGAAGACGACAUUUCGGCUGCUGCAAACAUUCCUAAGCUGCGCGCAAAACUUCGUAAAGCAGAGCUACAAGCUCAAGUGGCAGCAGAGAAGGAACCACCCCUGUCUGAUGUGGAGGGUACGUGUGCAACGCGUGAGAGGGGCCAGGAAGCUUCAUGGAAGGUCAUGUCAUCGCUUGCUCCUGUUAUGGUCACUACACCAAGAAUAUUGGACAUGGAUAUCAAUCGCAGUCGUGAUGUAGCUAAGGAAAUUUUGACCAAUGUAAGUGAAGCUUCAACGACGUCCAAAUCCGUCAGCAUUCCUCCAAUGAGGUUUUUCCCUAUGCUUUAUGGUUACUACAAACAGCCUCACACCGGAAUCCGUAGAACGAAAAGCGAACCUGCUCAAUCGCGAAAAAAAUCUGUAAAGAGCUUCCGAUCCAGAGAAACAUUUCUUCCUCCGAUAGCUACACUUUAUCCUGAGAACGACCAGACACAGGAUUCUUAA
Molecule: messenger RNA, 4119 nt
Organism: Pocillopora verrucosa
Lineage: Eukaryota; Metazoa; Cnidaria; Anthozoa; Scleractinia; Pocilloporidae
Source: RefSeq, a predicted model, not a curated record